Molecule: messenger RNA, 2845 nt
Organism: Aureobasidium subglaciale EXF-2481
Lineage: Eukaryota; Fungi; Ascomycota; Dothideomycetes; Dothideales; Saccotheciaceae
Exons: 2
Coding region: 264-2693 (809 amino acids)
Source: RefSeq, a predicted model, not a curated record
GAGCGGCAGUUAAGAGAUUACUGAGAUGGGUGUGACAUGCUCAUAGUCUCUUAGAAGUGUGCCCAGCUCUCUGCACCGUACGUUGAGCACCAACAUUAGGGUGCAGCACUGGGCGUCGUUACCGACCUUGACCGAUGUUUACUUGGUCCUUUGUUGAUUGGUCCUUCCUCGCUUGUCAACUCGAACGGAAGCCAGCAUCGUGCAUACCCUAGGGCCAUGGACUGCUUCUAGCUAGACUCAAGAAGGAACCUGGACCGACUGACAUGUCUCGACCCGAUUCGGUGGCUGCGUCGACCAUUAAUGCCAGCCAUGCACCGAGACCGCUGGCUGCUAAACCACGCUCAAUGUCUCCUUCGAACAUUUCGCUAUAUGUUUCUAACCUCAGGCUCUUGAAUCUUGAUCAACGACAAGAUUGGCCCGAGAUUACUGUACGGACUUUCGAUACUAAAGAUGCACUUCAGAAUCAGAAGAAGCGCGUAUCGUGCGUCGAAUGGUCACUCUACCGGCUCUUUGAGAUUUGGGACCGGGAGACCACACGCGAGAGACUACAACCAUUCUUCCCACCCUUGGAGCCUAUUCAAUCCCUCAACCUGAGAGCUGCAUUGUUCAGAUGUCUCAACGACCUGAAGAAGAACGAUGUUCUAGGCAGAGAAGCUACGCUACGAAAGACGAUGCUUGACGAUUGCAAGGGCGACAAGUUUGAAGAAGUUUUGCUCCUCUUCUCCGCUGCUGUUGUCCGUAAACAAGUUCUCUCGGCUCGACGAAAACAGCGACUCUCGAUUGGGAAGCAUCUUGCUCUCGCGAAACAGCUGGAUAAGCAAGACCUGCUUACAUUCGGUCCUCUCUCCCUCGCCUAUCGUGUAUCUCUGACAAAGAAGCUUCACAGCCGAAUCGCUCUGGAUAGCACCAUUGACACCUUCCGCACAUCAUUGUAUGAGAAGACGAAUGAUUAUCAUCAGCUGCAUCUCACACUUCUUGAGACUCGAGAUUUCUCUAGCGGUGCCCUAUCACAAGACACCGAGAAGUCUAUCAGACGCGAGCUCCGCCAGAAUUGGAUCGGCAGCGUAGAGGGCUGUGAUGCAUUGUUAGCAGGAGCUAAUGUUGCUUCCUCAGACGCGUACAUGGACUCCACUUUUGAGGACCUAUGGCAGCAUUUCCAACAAGGCACAUCACCUCAAGUACCUCCUGAAAACGUGUCUCUGCUCGAGACGUUACGAUCUCGCGUCGUUGAACAGAAUGAGCGCUUGCGUCUGUGGAAGAUGUACAAGGACGUGUUCGAAGGGAGUAACAAGGCGGUCGAUCCUGCUCGGAAAUUGGCUGUUUCAUCCUCUCAGGACCCCACAGCGGCGGCUUACGGACUUGACAUCUUCAACAAGCAUAAGGGUGUGUCUGUGGAGCAGAUACCUGCUGAAAAUACGACGGAUAUUUCCCGGAUCGAUCUCAUGGUGGACUACGAUCAAGUUGUGCAAGAUAUGAAGCACUGCCUGGCAGAUGUAAGCAAAAAGAAGCGCGGACAGCCGGAUGGAGCCUUGUCUCAUACAGCACCCACCGCCACUGAUAGGUUGCGUCGGACAGACACAAUGCCGAGGCAACUGCCUAUACAAGUAUUGCUUGCUGGCUCAAAGGAGCCUACGGAGGAUCUGUUCUCGCCUCUCAAGCGACCGCUUCUUGAAUCGACGAAUUCAACGCCGAUCAGUGUGCGUGACGGGCCCCACAGGCCGCAUCCCUUCUUGCCUCGAACCCACAGUCAACCCAUGAGCACACCUCAGUCUGUAAGGAGUGAACACAGUCGCUCCUUCGAUCGGUCCACAACGAUAUCCUAUGGCUCUGCUUUGAGGCAACCCACAUUCACGGAUGCCAGUCCUAGUGUACAGAGAGCUCAGGAUCAAUGUCUCGAGACAGACACACUUGACCAUCAGCCCGGAAGAGAGGAGACACCGAGAUACAAGGCCUCUUCUGCAGUCCCAGUGGGAAUGGACUCGGUCUCCACAAAGCCCCAAGACUCCGAUGAUGUCCCUGCCACUUCUUUAGAGCACCGAUUCGAUGCCAUGGAUCUGGACGAGCAGGCUCAACCGCAGUCGCCAUUAAAUCUCCCAGACUUCUCAGCUUCUCUAUCCUCAAGCCCUCCCGCGCCCAUCUCCAGACACGAGAGUCCACAGGCCCGUCCCAAUCUCUCGGACCGAGCUCGUCUCUCCAUGUCUUCCUUCCGCAGCAGCGAAAACGGCUGCCCACUACCUCAACCGACACCCGGGGCCUUUACCUCACCGCCAGAUCACGAAUCAACAAUCACGCAGUCCAGACGUACUUCCCUUGCCGACCGCGCCCUAGCAUCCAUGACCCAAGCCUCCCUACAUCCCCAACCCCAACGUGCAAAAACGACCAAAGAACUUCCUCGCUCCUCUUUCUUCCCUCUCAUAUCAACACAAGAAUUCUCCACUCCCAUCAAAGGAGGUAGGACCAGUCUGGGAGGUACAAGAGAUACUACACCCAGAGAUAAGUUGUUUGAGCAAGACGCAGAGUAUGCGAGUGUGUUUAAAUCCAGACCCAAGAUCGCGAUGAGCCCUGUUAUCUCUCCGCAAUUUGAGGCGGAGAUGGAGGAGGCGGAGGAUUUCAGCUUCGAAGGGGUUGACGGGGAGGGAGAGGAGAGUAUGCUGAGAUUGCAGAGUUCGCCAUUGGGCAAGUUUGGGCUGUGAGAGGUGGUAUCAUGUUUGUGUAGGAAAGGUACAGAGGCUAUGUUUUGAGUCAAUGGCCUUUUGGACUGCAGUGAGAAAAUGUAUUCAACACAACAUCAUGUUUAGGGCCAAGUAGUUCGAAGAGAAAGUGAAAUGUAGUAUUAACGUUAAAC